CAAGAAGACUGUGUUUGUGGAUUUAUGAAUUUUGUACUUUUUUGUUUUCUGCUUUGCUUUGAAAAGAUAAGAUGCCUUUGGAUCUUCAGUGGCCUUUUCCAGACUUCAACAAACCUUAUAGGUUAUGGCAAAUGAGAAGCUCAUUAGUUGUUUGCGCUGUUGGAAUGUGGAGCAAGAUUAUGAUUGGUAGUGAUUGGUUUAAUAAUGUCAAGGUGUAUAACAGAGAAGUUCUUAUAAAGGCUUUAGAUGGCCGACCACAGAGAACACCUUUAGUGACAGUCAGCAAUCAUCAUUCAUGUGUAGAUGAUCCUAUACUGUGGGGAAUCCUUGAUUGGCAUCAUCUCUUGAACCCUAAAGUAAUGCGUUGGUCAGCAGCUGCUCAUGAUAUCUGUUUUACCAGAAAAUGGCAUGCUAGUUUUUUUGCCCAUGGAAAGACUUUCCCAUUGUGUCGAGGAGAAGGAGUUUAUCAGUGGGCUAUGGACUUUUGUGUGAAUCUAGCUAAUGCUGGAAACUGGAUUCAUUUUUUUCCCGAGGGCAAAGUGAACUUGAUGAAUAAAGAGUUCCACCGCUUAAAGUGGGGUGUUGGACGACUGAUAACUGAAUCCAAAAAUUGCCCUUUGGUGAUACCAUUCUGGCAUAUUGGUAUGGAUGAGGUUUUACCCAACAAGAAGCCUUACAUUCCUAGAAUUGGAAAGGAUAUUACAGUUUUAAUUGGAGAUCCAGUGAACUUUAAGUCUGUGAGAGAGAAGUUAAAAAAAGAAAAACAACCAGCUAUGGUACAGCGUAAGCUUAUUACUGAUAUACUUCAAGAAGAAUUAGGACGACUAAAGCAUCAGGCAGAACAACUACACUAUCAGACAUUUUGUCUCAGAUAAUUAAAAUAUGUUUUGUAGAAACUUCAUAAUUACUAAAUGUAAAUAAAUAAUAAAUAUAAAUUUUACAUUGAUCAUCUUGUUUAUUAUGUAUGAAUUGUACACUGGUACACUUCUCUAAGCUGUACUAAAAUUAGUAAAAUUUAAUAGCAUUUUUACAUACUAAAUGGAUAAAUUACUUUCUAAUUGUGUUAUAAAAAAGCAUGUAGAAAUAAAUUUUAUUGUUUAAAGUAUGGGUUAUUAUAAAAUUUUAUUACUCAUUAUUUUUGUAGUAUUAUUUGAGUGAAUUUUUCUUUCAAUAACAAUCAUAUACAAUGUUUCAUUAGAAACUGGUAAACUCAGUGUGGAAAAUAAAUAUUUAUCUCCCCAAAAUCUGUUUAUGAGUAGUAAAUUGAAAAGAUUUGUAAUUUCUAAUUUUGAAAUGUAUGAUCACCCAUGAUUUUAUGUUAUAAAUAUGUUAAUAAGUACAAAGUACUUUGUAGGUAUAACUUCUGUUAGCAGGUCUAAACUGUUCAGAGUUGAAAGUUGUCUGAUAUUUUUAGCUUCAGAGCACAUUAAAGAUUAUACUUUCAGUUAAAUCAUAAUCUUUUAUUAUUCAAUGUAUUUUUGUUAUAGACCAGAGAAAUGUGUUGAGCAGUUUAGGCUUAAUGGAAAAGCCCACACAAUCUGAAAAUGUAUGAGAUUUUGUUCCUGAGCAGUAAAUGAAAAGUUACUGUUGAUUUAACUUUGAAUUAUUGUAUAAAAUGUACAUAUUAGAUAUUACUUGGUUUUGGACAAAGAAAAGAUGUGUUACACAGAGAAAUAUGUAGUUGAUAGUUCCUUACUGUCAAAUGUUUUUCUAUUAAAUUAUAUUUGUUAAUUAGCAGUUACCUUUCUUGUGUACUUUUGUAAACUGUUUCUGAACCAAAAGUAUAGAAUGAGCUAGAACUAGACUCUCUCUUUGUAACCCUGAAAGUUUUAAAUGAUAGCUUCAUUUUAUGUUUGAUAAUCAAAAUAAUGUUGAUGUAGUAACUUGGAAUCUAGUUGCUUAAAUCAGGGGCAGUUUCAGAAAUAAUUAUUAGGGGGCUUAGCAUGUGAGGAAUGGAGCCAAGGUGAAGAUUCUGUGUUUGCUUUCAUAGCAGUUUCCCUGAAGUCACUGUUAUGCCUAACUAAAUAUUAGAUGUAGAUAUACACACUGAAUAUGUAUCUGAUCCUGUAUAUUGCACCUGUGAGUGGUUUAUGAGAAAGAGCUUUAAUCAACACGUGCUAAGUUAUGCCACACAAGAAAUACACACAUACAAAAAUAGCAUGAAAAGAUAGUGAAUUAGUUCAAUUAUCUUAUUAAACCAAAAUUAAAUAAAGUACUAAACACAUUUCUUGGGUUAAAAAUUUUACAAGAUUUUUCACUUUAGAAAAUUGUAUGACUUUUGUUCAUCAAUUCCAGUUACAACAAAAUGAUAUGUUUUUUUUGUAGUUUUUCACACAAACAACAAAAAAAACACAAAAUAAGGUCUACAGAACAAUAAAACUUGCAAAUAAACUUUGUAGUAUAAUUAUUUGACUUAAGUUAUUUUACCCAGACCUGUAUACAUUGCUGUACAGGUUUGCAAUGUUGAAGUUCUUGAUGCAAAACAAUUGACUUUGGGCCCAUUGAAGCAAAGAGAUACAAAAUCAUAUCUUGGUUAAGAUCUUUGACCUGUUCUUUAUCCAUACAAAUCAGGCUAAGACUUGACAGUCUUUAUUGCAACACUGUAGUUCGUAAGUAGGAUUUUAUUUUCUUUAAUGCAGAAAAGGAGCAUUCACAACUCACACUUGUAACUGGAAAUGUCAAUGAUAGUCUAAGUAAUUUCCAGAAAUUUGGAAAACUCACUGCACUCACAAAACUCCCAAUACUUAAUAAGUGAGAGGCCACUGCCUGCAUGUCUAUAAAUGACUGCUUAUGCAACUUUUACCUCUGCCUUUAGAAGGCUCUUACCUAUAGAAAGGGCACCACCAUAUUUGUCAAGAACAAUAGAAAUUUCACGACUGUCCAGGAAAUUACUACAAGUGGGGCUUAAUGGUUGCAUAUUUCAUAGUAAGUCACUAGUUUUAUCACUGAAACAUCUUCCUAAUUCAUGUGUGAAAUGAUCAAUUACAGGGAGAUACAUCUCAAUCAUUAAACAACUAUUUGAUUUUCUGCUUGGCUCAUCAUGUUGUCCUGUGGUGUCUGUGUAAAGAAACCCUGAUAGCUCUCUUCUCUUACAUUUUCUGUUGUCAUUUGGAAGUUCCAAAGAAAUGCUAUAGUCAUUGCACAAAUCUGUAAUUUGUGACCAAUGUUCAUCCCAUGAAGUUUCUGAUAUUCUUUUGUGACUAAAUGCUUGCUUCACAUAAUUUACUAGCUGUAUGGCAUUAGCAAGAUCCAGUUCAGGAUUCUACAAUAGAUACUGAGUAUUUUUAUUGGUACCCAGAAGAGUAAAAUGCAAACAAACUAGCAACAAAGCUUCAUGUCAACAUUGGCAUUAGAAAUCUCUUAGCUUCCAUGAAGUUGUUACUGUCUCCUUGUGCAAUUUUCUCCAAACACUGUUGUACAUUGAAACCUUUCCUUAACUGCAGAAACCACUCUCCACUGACAAGCCCAUCUUGUUUCUGAAAUGCAUGAAAGUUCUCUAACUUUUAAAUUUUUUGUCUCUUACAAUGUCACAAAUGUUUCAUGCACUGAAGGCUGAGCUGAUAACCACAAGUGCUUAUACAAGUUAAAAAAAUUUCUAGCCACUUUGACAUCCUUCACUGUAUCAACUAGAGCAAGGUUAAGUCUACGUGCCUGACAACGAUUGUAAACUGUGUGAGGAUGAACCCAGCCUGGCCUGUACUCUAUUACACUUGCCUGACACGACAGAAGCCCCAGUUGCUUUGUCCAGUCUAAGGCUGUGAAACUUAUUGGUAAUAAGCCUACAAAACGUCUGCAGUGAGAUCUUUGGCAUGCUCAAAGGGCAGAAAUUUGUCUUUCACAUUUGGUUAUUCAUCUGCAAUACAUAUACAUAUAAAAAAACUUUUUUACCAGUCUCUAGUCUCGUUAGCCAUAA
This is a messenger RNA of Limulus polyphemus (Atlantic horseshoe crab), 3913 nucleotides long. It is a transcript of the gene Taz, whose product is annotated as tafazzin-like. Lineage: Eukaryota; Metazoa; Arthropoda; Merostomata; Xiphosura; Limulidae. The coding region runs from base 72 to 875 and encodes 267 amino acids. Gene Ontology annotation, biological process: inner mitochondrial membrane organization; cardiolipin acyl-chain remodeling. Gene Ontology annotation, molecular function: 1-acylglycerophosphocholine O-acyltransferase activity. The record is from RefSeq and is a predicted model, not a curated record. The transcript is spliced from 7 exons. Gene Ontology annotation, cellular component: mitochondrial membrane.